AUGGGUAUGGUCAAAAAGUUGGACAAAUGGGUGCCUCACAAUUUGACUGAUCUGCAAAAAGCCAAGAGACGGUGUGCUUCCGAAAAGCUUCUGCAACGCUGCAAAAACGAAGAAUUCUUGGAUCGAAUUGUAACUAUUGAGGAGAAGUGGAUCUCGUUUAACAAUACUAGAAGAUCUACAAGUUGGUGUAAGCGUGGAGAAGCUCCUAAGCCCGUUCCGAAGCCAGAAUUGCACGAAAAGAAGCUUAUGGUGACUGUCUGGUGGUGUAGCUCUGGAGUGAUCCAGUACGAUUUCAUGAAACCUGGCCAAAGUAUUACGGCCGACACCUACUGUGCCCAGAUUGACAAACUGCGACACAAUCUUCCAACAAUGGUCAGAAGGAGGGGUCCGAUCAUUCUGCAGGAUAACGCACGGCCCCAUGCUGCAAAGAAGACCGUGGCAAAAUUCAGGGAACUGGGAUACGAAGUCUUGGAGCACUCUCCUUAUUCUCCAGACUUGGCUCCAAGGACUUUCACCUUUUUAAACACUUGUCUUCAUUUCUUAAUGGAAGAAUCUUCAAAACUCCGGACGAUGCCAAGAAUGCCUUCAAGAACUUCAUCAACUCCAGAAACCCGGAAUUCUACAAUCGUGGAAUAA
Molecule: messenger RNA, 636 nt
Organism: Bursaphelenchus okinawaensis
Lineage: Eukaryota; Metazoa; Nematoda; Chromadorea; Rhabditida; Aphelenchoididae
Source: the annotation of a GenBank genome assembly